This is a messenger RNA of Penicillium oxalicum, 1356 nucleotides long. RefSeq lists its product as uncharacterized. The transcript has 2 exons. The record is from RefSeq and is a predicted model, not a curated record. NCBI's taxonomy places the organism in Eukaryota, Fungi, Ascomycota, Eurotiomycetes, Eurotiales, Aspergillaceae. Bases 1 to 1356 code for a protein of 451 amino acids.
AUGGUCCACCAGUCUCACAACAUACCUUGGCGAAUUCUGGCCUCCAAUCUAUCAUGGGGCACAACCAAACAUAGAGGCGAUAAAGUCACAAACCUCCAUCCUCGCGCCACAGAGAGCCGAGGUAAACAGCUUACAUAUUUUAUCAAAGCCUUCGUCGGGGCGAUUGAGGAGCAUUCUGUCAGCGAGCGCCAGAAAUAUCCAUCUUCUUUUGACCCUGUCGAGCCUUCCGAUAUUCUUCUUAGCCAGGCAACAGCCCAGAAAAUUGCUCCCACUGUACGCAAAUGGCGGGGCUACGGGUUCAAGGGGCAUUGCCCAAGCGGCGUCUGCAACACUACAGUUGAAAAGGUGUGCCGCUGCGCUCCCAUUCCUGAUGAGGAAAGAAGAGUUGCUGCCUUUCUUCGGCCUCAUGGUCCGCGGGAAUGCUACGAGUUUUUUCGAAAAAAUAGCGACGCGUUCUUCAACAUUGAAAUCGUCAAAACUCUGCUCUUGUAUGGCGAAAUGGAUACUCUCCUCCGUGUCUGUGCUCUACCGGAUGUGGAGCUUGCGCAGUGGUGGCAAGAUGCUGAAUGUCAAUGCGAGAUUCCCGUCUUGGGGUGGGACCAAGUGUGUAUCAAAGCUCUCCGAGCGUACAUUUGUCUUAACACUAUUGACGUACUCCCUGAACUCUGGGAUAGCAUGUCUGGUGCAAGCGAGAGCAAAGAUUAUCGUCACAGCAGAUUCUAUCAGUACACCUUGCGAACAUGUACGGGCACGGGGCAACUCUCAGAAGUGAGCACGUAUCCUCAUCGACUGUUUUUUGGAAUCGGCGACAAUCAAUUUCAAAGCCAGUUCCAUCACCCUCGCAUUAGACGGGCUCAUUGGCUUCGAUGGGAAACACCGUCGACGCGUUAUUGUGGGGACAUGAUUUCAUUCCCGCAGCCAAACCAUUAUGGGAAGGUCCCCAUAAAUGAGUUCCUCACCUUGGAAAACAAGGCUUACAUGGGCUACCAGCCGGGUUCUUCUAGCAUCACUCUUGUUCAAAGCUAUUUAUUCAAGAAAGGCCUGCCGGCGGAGCUGAUCCUCAAAAUUAUGGACCUCGCCAAUUAUGAACGAAGAGGACGAUUGAGCGAGCCCCACGGUCCUUUCCAUGCCUAUAAUCGCGAAGAAUUGGAGAAGUACCUCACUUACUGUUGGUUGACUAUUGUCCGCUGCGAGAUGAUGGCCAAGGCUCUUGGUAUGAAGAUUCCUUGGGAGGAACUCAUUGCGGAUUGUAUUGUCGAUUUCUGGGCCAGUGACCGAGAUGGCCUGGGCUCCUUGUACUGGUAUGCUCGUGAUGAGGAGGGCUUUGCCACCCGUAAAGUGUUUGUCAAGCCCUAA